Messenger RNA from Cannabis sativa, 1563 nucleotides. Its product is annotated as NAC domain-containing protein 104. Gene Ontology annotation, molecular function: DNA binding. Gene Ontology annotation, biological process: system development; regulation of DNA-templated transcription. NCBI's taxonomy places the organism in Eukaryota, Viridiplantae, Streptophyta, Magnoliopsida, Rosales, Cannabaceae. The record is from RefSeq and is a predicted model, not a curated record. The transcript is spliced from 3 exons. The coding region runs from base 653 to 1273 and encodes 206 amino acids.
UAUAUAUAUAUACACACAAAACGUGGCACAAGUCAAGGCUCUCACUCUUUCUUCUAGUUGCGGCAAACAAAGCUUGGUUUAGUGAUUACUAUUACUUAGUGAUCCAAAACAACAGUACUGAAAUUGAUCAUCCCGUUACUAUUGGAAUAUAUAUAGAUAUAUCUAACACGUUCCGUUGUGCCGCCCGCCGUCUUGGAAGUAGUUCGAACAACCAUUAACUAUGUCUUUACUUUAUGCAUAUAUCAUGUAUAUAUAUGUAUAUCUAAAGCCACUAUAUAUAUAUAUAUAUAUAUAUAUAUAUUAUUUAUUAUCAAAACCAUUUUGGUAAUUCGAACUUGAAAAUUCCCCACCAUUAUUAUUUGUUUUCAUUUUUGAGAUCAAAUCCCACCUUGUGCCUCACGUCAUACAUACACACUCACUCACUUAUAAAUACCAUCCCCACAACUUAAACUUCCUUUACAAGCACCCAUUUUAUAGUUUCCUAAUCUCCUCUUUUAGCUUGUUAAUGUUGUUAUAUAUAUCUUAUUAAUUAUUAACUGACAUGAUCUUUUCAUCCUUCUCAUUUAUCUAAUUCUCCUAAUUGAUUCUCAUUCUCUUAUCAUCUUCCUUGCUGUUCUGUUACAUAUAUAUAUUAUAUAUACAUAUUUAUCUAAUGGGGGAUAAUAAUAAUAAUGAUAAUAAUGUAAAUUUGCCUCCUGGUUUUCGUUUUUACCCAACUGAUGAAGAGCUCGUAGUCCAUUUCCUUCAUCGUAAGGUCUCCCUCUUACCUUGCCAUCCCGAUGUCAUUCCCGAUCUCGAACUAUAUCCUUAUGAUCCUUGGGAACUCGAUGGUAAAGCUUUGGGUGAGGACAACAAGUGGUACUUCUAUAGCAGAAAGACUCAAAAUAGGGUUACGAGAAAUGGGUAUUGGAAGGCUUUAGGGAUAGAAGAAUCAGUGAACAAUAACACUACUUACAAGAAAGUUGGUACAAAAAAGUACUUUGUCUUCUACGUUGGAGAUCUUCCUAAUAAUAAUAAUAAUAAUUCUAGUAGUCCAGCCAUUAAAACUAAUUGGAUAAUGCACGAGUUUCAUCUCUCAGAUUCUGCUUCUGCUUCUACUUCUUCCACUAGAUCAUCCUCCAAAAGAAGAUCAUCUAACAAAAUAGAUUAUAGCAAAUGGGUACUUUGUCGAGUUUAUGAACGUGAUGAAGAUGAUGACGGAACAGAGCUUUCGUGUUUAGACGAAGUUUUCUUAUCACUAGAUGAUCUUGAUGAAAUAAGCUUACCAAAUUAGGUAGUUUAGCAAUGUGAGGAUUAAGUAAGAAAGAAAAAAAUGUUUAAUUAAUUAAGCACGAAUGAAGAUCCAAAAUGAAGGGUCUACCAACAAAAAAGUUUAGUUUUAUAAAACCUAUAUGUAGAAUGGCAUUAUUGUUUUUGUCAUAGCUAGUAAGAUGUGUUGUAACUAGCUAUAGCUUUAUGAGCACCUUAAGUGGGUGGACAUUAUGUAUAAUGUACCUUUGAGCUUUUGAUGAGAAAGAUUAUAAAAAGGAAAAGGAAAAGAAAAUACAAAAAGAAAAUUAAACA